Molecule: messenger RNA, 339 nt
Organism: Lactuca virosa
Lineage: Eukaryota; Viridiplantae; Streptophyta; Magnoliopsida; Asterales; Asteraceae
Source: the annotation of a GenBank genome assembly
AUGAGCAUCAAAGUGUUGUCAACUGCAGUUGUUGGAGCGGUAGAAGAAUCCAAAGUAUUUAUCACAUUCUCCUUAACUAGCGGACUUAAAUAUCAUGUCUCUCAGCACUCUGCCACAGCUCCAGUUGUGCAAAUGUUCCUUCCUGUUGAUGCUCAUUUAAUAGAGGACAUAUGUCAAAUAAUAAUGAUCGUGGGUUUGACUGGUACGCUUACCGGAGACAUAGGCCAGUUUUCUGAAUUGCAGAUUCUACCUUCAGGACUACUGAGCACCACCUUUGGACCGGUCGUUGCAACCAUCAGACCACCUAACAUAUUCAUGGUAUAUAUUCAUACUGUUUGA